Molecule: messenger RNA, 700 nt
Organism: Aspergillus eucalypticola CBS 122712
Lineage: Eukaryota; Fungi; Ascomycota; Eurotiomycetes; Eurotiales; Aspergillaceae
Exons: 1
Coding region: 226-600 (124 amino acids)
Source: RefSeq, a predicted model, not a curated record
UGAUUACGGCCGAGGAUCCAUUGAAUAUGGCGAUGCGUGAAUGAUUGAUUUAAGACGUCUAUUUUACUGGUAUAUGAGCACAAGGCGUGGCGAAGGGCUUCUUCCUACAGUUUACAUCUCGGUUUCGCGUAUGGAAUAUUACAAGAGUGAACACUGUGUUCUGGCCUUAAUUCCAGGGUAUGGUUGGGCAACAGACAUCGGAGGUUUGGUUUUUUUACUGUGUAUAUGGGAGCAUAUCGCGAUCCCUCGGCCAUUGGUCCCUCUCUACUCUACAAUAUGCGUUGGGCGUCGGUGUUAUUAGGAUUUCAGUGGCAUAAAAUAGUGGGCGGUCCAUUUCAUGUUACAUAUAAACACAUAGUUACACACCAAAUAUUGCAUUCAUUAAUGUCCAUCAUUUAUUUCAUAUUGCUUAAGAGGUUUGCAUUUGUGCAGACACCCUGCGGAGGAUGCGUGGAGAAGAAUGGGAUGCAAAACAUGCAAACAUGCCCGAGAUUUCAGAAAUUCUCGGCGAACUCGUCCGCGGCCGCGAUGCUCCUCCGGCCUGGACAGCAAGCCUCGCAGCAAGCCCCAUCGUGCUCAACAGGGUCAAUCGCCAAUUAAUUGCUAUCUCGCUGAGCGGAUAGACUCUCAACUUUUCUCGGAGGAUUACAAAGGCCGAUAAUUCCUAUCGUACCCCGUGCCCGGCACCGCCGCAACGUCU